AUAAAAGUAAAUGGUUUGCUUUUGAAACCAUGCAAUUUUUGAGAGACCGUAACAAGCCAAAUCAAACUACAGAUACUGCGGUAAAGGAGACAUCUCAACAGGAAGAUAGAUGUGAUGAUGAACAGAGGCCCAUAGAAGACCAAGAACGGCAAGAAGUAGGAGCAACAGAAAAUGUUUCCACACCAACUACAAGUAAAACAUUGAAAAGAAAACGCGAAUCCACCCCUAAUGUAAUGAGUGAAGCAAUUAAUAUUUUAAAAUCCAUACAGGUUAAGAGACAGGAUAAAGAUGAAUUUGCUGUGUUUGGUGAAGAGGUUGCCAUCAAACUCCGCAAAAUACCAUCUCCGCAUGCCAGGUUCAUGGCACAAACAAUAAUUAACAAUACCUUAUUUGAGGCACAAAUGGGAAAGUACGAUGGCCCUAUUAUCCAACCACAGCAGUAUCAUCUCCCUUCAACUAUAUCCGCACAAUAUCAACACUUUCAUCCACAUUCAUCCAUAUUUUCAUCCAUUGACAAUCCAAAUUAUAUCACGCGUGCACCACCACAUAAUACACCUUCAGAAAACUCACUCACCGACAUAAUGUCGCCAAGAACUUCGACAACGAAAGAGGAUAUUGAAGCCAUAUUAACAGUUUUAUAGAAAAAUAUUUUAAA
Molecule: messenger RNA, 655 nt
Organism: Onthophagus taurus
Lineage: Eukaryota; Metazoa; Arthropoda; Insecta; Coleoptera; Scarabaeidae
Source: RefSeq, a predicted model, not a curated record